UAAUAAUACUUGAAAAUAAAAUAAUUAAUUAAUUCUAUUUUAUAUUUUUAGUAAUUAAUAAAUAAUUUAUAAACAACUACUAAUAUGAAAUGGGGGAGUAAUAGCAAGUGCGGUAUUGGGAGUCCUCCAAUAAUUUACAGCUUUACUGUUUGUGAGACGACAAUUUUUAUGCUUGACAUAUAUAGUAUGUAUAUAAUGAUUGAGAUUUAAAAUGUGUUUGGAUCGAUUUGUUAAAGCAUUUCUAUUUAAAUAACUUCUAAUAAUUUAUAUAAUAUUAAUAAAAUACUUUGAAAUUUAAAAUAAAAUAACUAAAUUGUAAAUUGUCCUAUUUUUUUCCAUAUUGAAAUAAUGGUUGUGCAAGGAAGCGUUGAAAUAUUUAUGAGUUCACCUGUAUUCAGUGUUGAAAUCGUUGUAGAAAGCAAGUAGGACUCUAUAGCAUUGUGACUUUUUUUACCAAAACUAGGUUCAUUAAUUUCUACUCUAACAUCGAAUUUGAGUCAUGGAGUUACUUGAAUCAAUCAAAAGUAUUAAAUGUGGUUCAUCAAUAUUACUAAUAAAUACUAUCACCUAUAGAGGCAUUAUCAAACAUGUAUGUAUAUAUGAGAAGCUUCGAUUCUAGUACAAUAAUUUUCUUGUAAAUAGGUAAAAUUUAUCCGUAUCAGGUAUUUACACCAAGUCAAUAAAAGCUAUCAUAUGUUUAAAUGUAUAGAUUAUUUUACUUUAUUAAAUUUAAUAAUAAUAAAAAUUAUAUUGAAUUGAUAUAAACAUCCGAUACGAGUUAGUGUAAAUACAUUUAUUUACUUACAUGCACAAAUAUUUUAGUACAUGUGCUAUUUUUAUGCUACACAUUUUAGUACAUGUGCUAUUUUUAGGAUUCUACUCCCCUCCAUUACAACUUAAUUUCCUCCAUUUUAUCAAAUGCAUGUGUCUUAUUUAAAGUUUAAAGAUAAGAUUAGAUUAUAUUUGGCUUAAGUCAUCUAUAUCCAUCUAAAGUUGUCCACAUUUCAUUUAGACACAUAUUCUUAAGUUUGUUCCAAUUGAACACUCUUUUUACUUAAAAAAAAUACCUAUUGAACAUACUUUUACAAUUAACUAAAAGUAAAGAGAGAAUGUCUUACACUCGACGCUGACGUGGUAUAAUAGCUAAUAGAAAAGAGUCAUGUAGCAUUGGGCCCGUAAAAACACUUAAACAUAAAUUAAAAAAAUAAAUUAACAAAAAUUAUGUUUUUACUAAAAAAAAAUAAUCUAAAAAAAACAUUUCUUUCCCCUUUUCUUCUUCUUCUUCUUCCUAGAAUAUCCCACCCCAUCCCUCCCCUGACAUCUGUUCACCAUUUUUCUUAGCACGAGACAUAAAAUCGAAGCAUUUCGAUAGUAAUUUUGGACUCGACUCUUUUUCAUUUCAAUUAAAAAUUAUAUGAAUUUGUUUCCCAUCCAUGUAUCAUUCUUCUCCUUGAAUCUUAAAUUAUUGUAAUUGGUAUUUCUUCCAAUUUCACAACUUUCUUAAAUAUUAAUUUAGAUUUGUUGAUACUUUUUUUCUUCUAUGUCGUGAGUUCUUUAGGAUUUAAAUUUCUUAACGAUUUUUAAAAAAAUAAUUUCAAAUUCGUCGGAAAAAAUGGAGUUUCAUCAAAAUUAUUUUGAAUUCUAUUUUUUACCACAAUAUAUUUAAAUAUUUAUGAUGUCGGUGGUGGGUGGUGAAAGAAGGAAAAGAAACGAUGGCUUGAAAAAUAAAAAAUGAAAAAAUGACCGAAAAAGAAAUGGUGAUGGAGGAAAGUUGAUAGCAAUGGUGGUUAAGUUGAGUAAAAGAAAGAAAAAGAGAUAUCACUUUAAUUUAUUUUAAAAAAAAUCUUUUUAUUUUUAAGUAAAUGAUGUCUUCCACGCUCUUUAGGUGUGUGUAUUACACAUGCAGUGUCAUGUUAGCAAAAAAAAUUUAAUAGGUACAAAUUUAGUGCAGUAUAGGUGUUCAAUAGGAAAAAGAUUGAAUUGAGAUGGCUAGAUGAAACAUGAAGACAACUUAAUGAUCUUAAGCCAUUAUAUUUACACUACACAUAUAGUACAUGUACUAUUUUUAGGAUUCUAUUCCCCUCCAUUACAACUUAAUUUCCUCCAUUUUAUCAUAUGCAUACGUCUUAUUUAAAGUUUAAGUAUCUAAGAUUUGGAUUAUAUUUGUACUACACAUAGUACAUGUAUGUACUAGGUACGUAGGUAGAUAGUUGAUUUUUUUACCAUUCAAUCCCUAGGAGGUUUCUCUUGAUAUACAAAAAAAAAAUUCUUUAUAUUCUUUCACGUUCAACAUCAUAAAAAAUAAUUGAGCAGAAUAAAUAAAAUGGUUUCAAUAUUAAGUAACAUAAGGAUGAUUAUGGUCACCUACAAGAGACCAUCAUUAUUUACCUCACUCCGUCGUCACGCUGCUAAUAACAUUAUUAUUACUAAGCACUCACAUCCUAUUUCCGCCACAAGGCGUUCAGGGAAUUACAAGCCUACCCUAUGGGAUUUUCAAUUUAUUGAAUCCCUACACAAUCCUUAUGCGGGAGAUAAGUAUAUGAAGCGUUUAAACGAACUAAAGAAAGAAGUGAAGAAGAUGAUGAUGACGGUGGAGGGAUCACAGGAUGAAGAGUUAGAAAAGUUGGAGUUGAUUGAUAAUUUAGAGAGGCUUGGAGUGAGUUACCACUUUAAAGAUGAAAUUAUGCAAAUAUUGAAGAGUAUACAUGAACAAAAAAUUACUAGUACAGAUAAUUCGUUAUACUCUACAGCCUUGAAGUUUAGGCUCCUCAGACAACAUGGUUUUCAUAUCUCUCAAGAUAUAUUGAACGAUUUCAAGGAUGAUCAGGGUAACUUCAAGCAAAGUCAUUGUGAAGAUACAAAAGGAUUAUUACAAUUAUAUGAAGCUUCAUUUCUCUCUACAGAAUCUGAAACCUUGGAGUCCGCCAAUACAUUUGCAACGUCACAUCUAAAGGAUUAUUUGCACAAUUUAAAGGGUGAUGAUCAAGAGAAUUGGAGAAUAGAACUAGUGCGUCAUGCCCUAGAACUUCCUUUGCGUUGCAAGAUGUUGAGAGUUGAGACAAGAUGGUACAUUGACAUUUAUGAGAAAAUCCCAAAUGCUAAUCCUCUUCUGCCGGAGCUUGCUAAAUUGGAUUUCAACAUUCUGCAAGCAACACAUCAACAAGAUUUAAAAAAUCUGUCAAGGUGGUGGAACAAGUCAUUGCUUGCAGAAAAAUUGCCAUUUACAAGGGAUAGAAUUGUGGAGUCUUUAUUAUGGAUCGCAGGCAUGAUGUUUGAACCUCAAAAGAACGAUUACUGCCGAACAAUGUUGACAAAGGUCCUUGCUAUGGUUACAGUAAUAGAUGACAUUUAUGAUGUUUAUGGCACUCUUGAUGAAUUGGAAAUCUUCACUGAUGCUGUUCAAAGAUGGAAUGUAAAAGCAGUGGAUCAACUUCCAGAUUAUAUGAAAAUAUGUUACCUUGCACUCUUCAACACUACCACUGAAAUUGUGUACGAAGUUCUCAAAGAGCAAGGGAUCAACGUUGUUAUCUACCUUACGAAAUCAUGGUCAGAUUUGUGUAAAUCGUACUUACGAGAAGCAAGAUGGUACCACAGUGGAUAUAAACCAAGUCUUGAAGAAUACAUGGAAAAUGGAUGGAUUACAAUUGGAGCACCAGUGGUAUUAGUACAUACAUUGUUCCUUGUCACAAAUCCAAUUACCAAAGAGGCCUUGGAAUCCUUAACCAGUUAUCCUGACAUUAUUCAAUGCUCUGCUACUAUUAUUCGUCUCACAGAUGAUUUGGGGACAUCCUCGGAUGAAAUGGAAAGAGGUGACGUUCCCAAGUCAAUUCAGUGUUACAUGAAUGAGAAGGGUGUUUCAGAAGAAGAUGCAAGAAAACACAUCAAUUUGUUGAUAAAGGAGACAUGGAAACUGAUGAACACUGCUCUUCAAAAGGAGAAUUCCUUAUUUUCUGAAACAUUCAUUGCAUGUGCAGUAAAUGGUGCAAGAACUAGUCACACAAUUUACCAGCAUGGAGAUGGCUAUGGGAUUCAAAAUCUUCACACAAAAAAUCGUAUUCGUCAAUUAUUUUUCGAGCCCAUUACAAUUUCAAUUCCAUAAAAUAAUGUUGAGUGUUAUUCUAAAAUGCUUUAUAUUUUGUAUGUACCUAGUUCUUUUCAAGAAAGAACUUUUUACUCAAUAUCUAAUAUUUUCUAUUCAUUUAAGACUAUAGGUUAGAUAUUAUCAGGGCAAUAAAAAAACUAGCUAUAAUAAUGAAAUUGAUAGCCAGAUCUUAUCAUCAAGGAUGCUAAUAAUUAAUAAUGACGAAAUGCAUCAACAACCCCUUAUGUUUUGUUUAUCUUUCAUUAAUAUAAUAGUGCUGCUCAUGUAUAUUUUAA
This is a messenger RNA of Solanum lycopersicum (tomato), 4377 nucleotides long. Its product is annotated as (-)-camphene/tricyclene synthase, chloroplastic-like. NCBI's taxonomy places the organism in Eukaryota, Viridiplantae, Streptophyta, Magnoliopsida, Solanales, Solanaceae. Gene Ontology annotation, biological process: diterpenoid biosynthetic process. Gene Ontology annotation, molecular function: magnesium ion binding; terpene synthase activity. The record is from RefSeq and is a predicted model, not a curated record.